AUGAGUGAAAAUGAGCUGGUAGCCUUGUUCGAUAAAGUCAAGGAACUGGUUCCCACAUUCGCGCCGGAGUUCUUUAUGAGCGACGACGCCGCUUCUUUCUACAACGCAUUCCGGCAGGUAUUCCCUAACGCGCGCACUCGGAAGUUACUCUGUAACUGGCAUGUGCUUCAAGCCUUCAAGCGCGCUGCUAGGAAGAAGUUGACAAAGACGUCUCUACUUGGAGAAUUCAUGACGAGGAUCCGCCUGGUGAGCAGAUCGUGUAAGCCUGUGCUCUUCGCGAAAAGAUAUGGGGACACGCUGACGUUUCUGCUCAAUGAGAAGCAGCAGGAAAUGGUAGAUUAUCUCCAUCAGAACUGGACACACCGAAUAGAAGAAUGGGGCGCUCAGCACAGAAAAAGGGCCGUCAUGAACACAUCUAUGAUGUGCGAGAGGUGGCACAAGCACCUGAAAAGAGAAGUGUUUAGCUCAAAAAGCAAAAUAAGGAUAGAUGAGUUGGUCGAUGCGCUCAUAACGACUGUAAAGGAGAUGAAGGAAGAUGCCGAAGUGAUAGUAAGUCUUGAUUCCGAUCAUUGCAGUGGAAAGAAUUUCAGUAAAAUCAUGUCAUUUAGGAACAUCGAGGGCUCAUUGAAGGCCGGUGGCGCCUCCGAAACCACCUUAUCAAUCACAAACAAGGCAUUAAGCGAUUAUGAGAAGCUGAAAGAGUUCAUUAGCGUGGUCGAACCGGGCUUGUGGAAAAUCCGCUCUAGAAGGUCAAACAGAUUCUAUAUGGUAGAGGAGGAGCGUUGCACAUGUAAAAAGGAUCUCAACCAUUGCCGUAAGCCUGGCUGCUCCGCUUGCCCGUACUCAUUUUUCUGUGAAUGCGAUGAUGACCGUAAAGCGGGCAUUUCUUGUGUGCACGUUCAUGCCGUUGUCUUAUAUGCACCACAAGGGCGACUUGCAAAUACAGAAGCUGUGGAGACUAUCGACAACAAUGUGGAUUGCUGUGAUGUUGCGCAUGCUGCUCUUGAUUUUCCUUCGUCUAGUUCUUCGCAGCUUGACGUUCCUGACCGAACCCGUCUUGACACAAACAAGGAGCUACUCCAGCGCCUUGAAAUGGAGUAUGCUAGUAUUCAUUCGGGGCUGAGACGCAUAGCGUCGCAGCCUAUAGAGCAAGCUGAACACUUGUUGAACGAGGCGCUUGUUUCCAUGAAGCGAACAAAUGUGAUUGUGAAAGGAGGGCUCUCUCUAAUAGCUCCUGCUGCGAAGAAAGUGCGAACAAUCGCGCUCCGUCCUGAGGUUCCGCUCAGAGGACCUGCGCCUGCUGAUGCCAUACCCAUCCGGAUGAAAACGGUGUAUGCUAGCAUUCAUGCGGGGCUGAGACGCAUUGCGUCGCAGCCAGUAGAGCAAGCUGAACACUUGUUGAACGAGGCGCUUGUUUCCAUGAAGCGAACAAAUGUGAUUGUGAAAGGAGGGCUCUCUCUAAUAGCUCCUGCUGCGAAGAAAGUGCGAACAAUCGCGCUCCGUCCUGAGGUUCCGCUCAGAGGACCUGCGCCUGCUGAUGCCAUACCCAUCCGGAUGAAAACAGUGAGCUCAAAUGAUUUUUGUCGGAUUUCAUUGGUCUCUUCUUGUCUUAACUCAUAG
This is a messenger RNA of Cooperia oncophora, 1620 nucleotides long. NCBI's taxonomy places the organism in Eukaryota, Metazoa, Nematoda, Chromadorea, Rhabditida, Trichostrongylidae. The record is from the annotation of a GenBank genome assembly.